CUAUAAAGGCUCGGGGCCGGGGGGCGCGCCCGGCCGCGCGCGGGAGCUGCGGUUCCCCUGGCGGGCUGCGUGGAGGCGGCGCGCGGGGAGCGGCGCGGAGCCCGACCCCUGGUAACCCGCAGGGUCUCCACAGGCUCGGCCCUAAGUCCUGGGAGCAUCUGUGCUAACUGCCGCCCGCUGCCCACAGCACUGUCCACUGAGGCUCUCGGCGGCCGGAGCCCCCUCUCGACUCCCAGGGUGGAGCUUUGCGGGUCCUGUCAUGGUGGCUCUGUGGCCACUUCUCUGUCGGUGGCAGAGUGACUGGUAGCAGUGGGUGCCUGGCACAGGACAAGCUUCCAGAAAGUUCCAGAAGGAGAGGCGACCUUCCUUGCUCCAGGAUUUGUAUCCGCCUGUCAGACCUCACGGGUGAGGUGCGUCUGCUCAGGUGCUCAGGACGGAAGGCCGGUGAGGUUUGGAGGCCCCGCCAUGUCCUAUUUCGAAGAGGCUGACACAGAGGAGACAGUAACUUGUCUGCAGAUGACUCUCUACCACCCCAGCCAGCAGCAAAACGAGAUCUUCCAAUCAAUACGGUUUUACAACCGGGAGAAGCUGCCCUCCAGCGAGGUGGUGAGAUUCGGCCGGAAUUCCAGCAUCUGUCGCUACACCUUUCAGGACAAACAGGUUUCGCGGGUUCAGUUCUCGCUGCAGCUGUUUAAGAAGUUUGACAGCUCAGUGCUCUCGUUCGAGAUAAAAAACAUGAGCAAGAAGACGAGCCUGCUGGUGGACAACAAGGAGCUCGGCUACCUCAACAAGAUGGAUCUGCCCUACCGGUGCAUGGUACGGUUCGGCGACUACCAGUUCCUGCUGGAGAAGGAGGACGGGGAGUCCUUGGAGUUCUUUGAGACCCAGUUUAUUCUGUCGCCGAAGUCACUCUCGCAGGAGAACAACUGGCCCGCCCAGAAGCCUGUACCCGAGGAUGGCAGCUACUCCUCUUGGUCCACCCAGGACAGUUCGCCCUUGGAAAUGGAUGAAAAUGAGUUCUGAGCCUGGAGAACUGAGAUCAGGAAGGAUAGACAGACUCGGGGACAUUUAACAGAUGUCCGCUUGUCGUGCUGACGUCACCUGCCAGUGCCUGGCGUCACUGAAUCUGUCAGACUCUCAAUGUGUGCACGUUACUUUAGUGCCUGCCGGUGCGUUAAAGCCUUGGCUGUGCAGGAACGGGGAUAUCCAAAUUAGGUGGUGGUUUCUGUUGGCUGCUGGAUCCUGUUUGGCCAUCGUGAGACACCAUUCUCUGCAUCCGUCUCUGCAUCUGGUCCGGUCAUUUCAGAGCUGCCCUUCGUCAAGCUCCAAGCCCCAAGCAGGCUGCACCUGGCGCUUGGAGUCAGCUGCACUUGAGGUCCCAGGUUUCUGAACCCGGGUGCUGAGCGUUGGCGUGGCGGCGUGUCCCUGUGCCUUUACUACGGGAAGACUGAUUUGAGAAAGAGGAGAUUGGUCUUUCACUUCUGGAGAAUGAGUAUUUGUUCCCCAGAACAGAGUUCUCAUUCAGUUCAGUAUCUAAGUAUUUAAAUGUGCCAAGAGAGCACCAUUCUGCCGAGAUUCAGGUUUUUCCUUUUCGGUUUAAAACAAAUUUUAAGUUUGUUCAGUUCUAUGUAAUACAUACAUUUUUUAAAAAAUCCUCAAUUCCCACUUUUUAUGUUACUGGUGCCCGCUUGAGCAAAUCGAUGAGCAACAGGAUGACAGUGACAGUCUCAUUUGUUAUAGCCUUCAUGCAGUGUUUUCUCUAUUUUUUCUAAGCAUUUUCUUUGGGACUUUUUUUUUCUUUUUCCUUUUUGGUGUUUGAGCUACUCCCAAUGCAGUGCUGAGGAUUGAACAACGCCUUCUGCAUGCAGUGCUUUGCUUAGCCACAAGCCCUCUGAGCCACCCCCUGGCCCUGGACUUGUUUCUGGCCUUCCCCACAGUGAUGGGUAUCUUUAGGGCUACGUAGUGCCAGGGCCAAACCCAGCAUUCUGGGCAUGCCCUCCAGCACUCUGAGAAAGCAAGCAAAGAUCUGCUCUUAGAUUACUCUAUACAAAUAUGUAACAAAAUUAUUUAAAUUUCUAGUAGUAUAAGUACAUACUACUCUGCUCUAAAACUAUAGAAAGCAAAGAACUGCUAAGACUACUCUAUACAACUAUAUAAAAUAAUUUAUGAUAAUGUUUAAAUAUUUUUGAAGAUUUUAUCUUCUAAAAUAGGUGCUUAUAUUUGAUUCUCAUUCAAGUGAUUCCGACUAGGUGAUCAGUGACGUUUAAAUAACAUUCAAGUGUUCAGAUUUGCUAAAUUCUAGCACUUCCAAGAAGUGAAGCUUUGUGUGCAAUUUUUUUUUUCCAAGUAGAUCAAGUUUUCUACAUUGUGUUCAUUAAAAAACUAAAUAAUGCCUUUCUGGAUAAGGCUGUGAGCUAUGGCAGAAUGAAUACUGAGAACGAAUGCUGACUUACCAUCGAUGAGACUCUGGGUUUGAUCAUCAGCAAACACACACACAAACUCCUUCUAUGUUUCUUUUCCUAAUUUAUGUGCUUGAAAUUUUCGUUAGCUCGCUCCCUUCCCUGUCGCUGUCACUGCAGUGACCAGCAGUCACACACACUGGGCUCCGGUGCUGUGGUCUGUGGGUGCAACGCUCAGAUACUGCAUCGGCUGAUGGUGUGGGGGUCAGGGGCCUCGGUGGGAGUCCUGGGCCAUAGUGGGGAUCACACUGGCAUGAGGAACACUGUCAGUUCUUAGCUGAGACCUCAGCAGGAAGAGGUCCACCACCCAGCCAGUUUACUGCCUCCUCAGUUCCAAACUAAUGUUUUGUUUUUCCCAACAAAACUGGGGGUUUGAGCCACCCCUGGCAGUGAUCAGGGAACCGUAUGAAAUCAAACAGGGUCGGCUAUGUGCAGAGAUAACCCCCGUACUAUUUCUCUGACCCUUAAGUAUUUUUCAUAACUUUCCAGCUUCUCACUAAGAAUGUUCAACGUCUCUAGACCAUUCCUGAUUCGCUGCAUAGGUGCGUGAUACCCGGCACCCUCACCGCUAGCCCUGAGCCUCCAAGUACAUCUACAAAAGUGGCCAGUGUGAGGCCGAGAAAGAACCUCAUAUGUGCCAUGACAGGCUGCACUUAAGCAAAACAAGCAGUAGGCCUAAAUUUCUGUUUUCCCCCUAAAAAUUCCCUGAGAUUGCCCUUGGCCGAAGCUGGAAAUCCCCCAGACGCCUCUAGCCAGUCCUAUGAUAAGUGGGAUUAUCUCUGGCACAGCAGGUGGGCAUGACCAAUUAGCUCACAGACUUGUGACUGCUUCGUCGCAAUUCUUGGGAAAACUGCCAACGUUGCUUAUAUAACCAUAUGCCAUAUAAUGUUCCCUGGAACUGUGGUCGGGUCCAGAUUCUUUUGCUUUCGCAUUUUCACUUCUGGAACUGGUGUCUCUGCCAACGGGAAACCCAGGUAUAACGGCCAGAAAGAUCACCUCACUUCCCAAAUCCACAUCCUACCUCUCCUGCUCACUCCUUGGGGUUGAGUAACUAGCCCCCCUCCACCCCCAACCUCCGCACCCUAUUUCUAUGUGCUAAUCUUUAGGACCUGUGACUGCAUUGUUACAUGGCGGAGGAAGCUUAGUUGUAGGAUGGAAUUAAGACUGCUAAUGGAGGACCUUUUAAACUGAGUGAUUAUCCCAAAUUAUCUGGGUGGCCCAAUGACGCAGAGGCAGGAAGAGGCAAAACGGCUUGUAGGAGAUGCAGGGUGACACCCCCUGCUCCUGCUGGAGGUGGAGAUGAAGGGGCCCCGGGACAGAAGACGUGCAGCUCCUGAAGACACAAAUGUGCACUGGACAUCUCACUGCUGCACCGGGAGAGGCGGCUGGGGCGGGAGCAGCUGUGUAUGUGGACGCCUUGCAGUGAACUUCUAUCCAACUGGAGGAUGGCAAAACUACUGUGAGCUCAACUGAAGCCACUGGUGAGAGCAACAGAGAGCGCCCAGGGUCCCACCUCUGAGCUCAUUCGGCUCCCCUUCUCACUCCUGUCAAUCAGCUGCCUGUACUAUACCAUCUUUUUCUGCCACACAGCGCCUGCUCCAUGUGGACUUAUAAGCCAGUUAGAACUCCUGGUUAGAAUUGCUUCCAGUGUAACUAGACUCAGGGUAAAAAAGGUUUUCUGUAAACAAAGUGUGAUACUUUGACCACUAGUACCUGUUGUCACAUUUUGACCAUUUUGGAAGAUCUCACUUGUCUGGUUUCCUGUCCUUGAGACUAAUAAAUGAGUCACUGAGUUACAGAGUCUAAAUACUGUGGAAUUCAGAUGCCAUUGUCCUGAAUCA
Molecule: messenger RNA, 4300 nt
Organism: Sorex araneus (European shrew)
Lineage: Eukaryota; Metazoa; Chordata; Mammalia; Eulipotyphla; Soricidae
Gene: TIFA
Product: TRAF interacting protein with forkhead associated domain
Exons: 3
Coding region: 466-1023 (185 amino acids)
Biological process (GO): canonical NF-kappaB signal transduction
Molecular function (GO): protein binding
Source: RefSeq, a predicted model, not a curated record